Molecule: messenger RNA, 1533 nt
Organism: Diaporthe citri
Lineage: Eukaryota; Fungi; Ascomycota; Sordariomycetes; Diaporthales; Diaporthaceae
Exons: 4
Coding region: 1-1533 (510 amino acids)
Source: RefSeq, a predicted model, not a curated record
AUGGCUGCCACUCCUUCCACCCAUUCGCCUGGGGUGUUCGCCAUCACCAAACCACGCCUGCUCUUGGUCCUGUCCUUGGCCUUGACAUGGUGGAUAGCCUCGCUCUUACCACGUUACGAGCCCAUAAUCAAGGCCCAAUUAAAUUCUCGUCUCGAGGAGGCAAGGCAGAGGAUACCAUCCAUAAAGGUCGACUGGACACCUACCGACGACCCGAGGGCAGCCUACAAUGCCUCCAAGGUCGCCAUGAUCAUCGAGCCCCGGGUCAUGCCCCACCUCGUGCCCCAGCUGCUGCACAUGAUCGCCGUCGUCCCCCCAGACUGGCGCUUCCUCUUUAUCGGUUCCGACAAGAGUGUCACCCUCUUGGGCAGGAGUGCAUCGGUAAAGCACCAGCAGGUCGUAGGCAAACUGGACCUGAUGGUUUUGCCCGAGCCUUGGGACGUUUCUUCCAAGGAGAUGGUAUACCGCACUUUGACGGAUAUGCGAUUUUAUGACGAGUUUCUCCCCGGCGUGGAGUGGAUAUUAAAGUUUGAGUACGACAGCAUCCUGUGUGCCAAUUCCGAGGUCGGCCUGAACGAGUGGCUCGACUGGCACUGGACCGGUGCUCCAAGAGGCGAGACUGAUCGUUUCGCUGGCAAUGGGGGGCUAUCCCUGCGCCGAGUGACCGCCAUUCGACAGGUUCUCGGCUUUCAGGCGCGGUACAACGACACCGUGCCGGAGGAUGAGUGGUUCGGCAGUCGCCUGUACAUCAUGCCCGGCCUAAAGGUCGCAUCGGGCCUGGAAGGCGCUCUGGCUGUCGAGGACGUGUAUAUGGAGAGACCCAUGGGCUUCCAUGUUCGAGAGAUGGGAGAUAACUUACACCCUGACGUAUGGGAGGAUCACGAGAGGAGGAAGAAGAUGCUGGAGUACUGCCCUGAGCUGCACACCGUCUUGAAGGCAAAGCUGGAUCGUGAGAGGUGUGCUGGAGAUUCCAAGGACGGAGUCAUACAUCCCACGCCAGAAGAAAAGGAGCAGGAGAGGCUCAAGCAGCAAGCCGAACAAGAGGCGAGGAGGAAAGCACAGGAAGCAGCUCUGAAGAAAUUGCAGGAAGAACGCAAAAAGCAAGAGGCGCAAGAGGCGGAAGACGCAAAGAAGAAGAAGGAAGAGGAGGAAGCCAAUAAGAAAAAGGAGGAAGAAGCCAAGAAGAAACAGGAAGAGGAGGCAGCAAAAAAGACGGAGGAAGAGGCCAAGAAGAACCAGGAGGAGGAAGCGGCAAAGAAGGUGGCCGCCCCACCACCCGGCGCAAAUGAAGCCUCGCAACCGAACCAACCGAACCAACCGGGCCAAAACAAUCCCAACGAGCCGGCCAUACCGCCGGUCCCCAAGCCAGAAGCUCCUAAACCAGAAGUCCCCGCCGCCGCCGAAAAGCCAGAGCAGCCCCCUUCCGAGAAGGAAGCAGCGCCAGACCGCAAAGGGCUCACCCACGACGUCCCCUCGGACGCGGCAGCGGACCAGCCCGCCGUACCCGGUGAAGAGUCCCCACCGACGGAGGGAUAA